AUGACAGCCGUCCUCUCCAGCGACGACAGUUACUUCUCUGCUCCGAUGCGGCGCUCUCACUCCCAGUCCAACCUGGGCAGCGGCUCAUUGUCAUCAUAUCACCACAUGGCCGACCUGUCAAAUCCAUACGCUCAUCCUCCUAACAAGUCCUUUUCCGACUCCGACCACUCCUCAGCGCCUUCGUCUCCUCGCACCGCCCACAUCGAAUCGGCAGACGUCUCUUACACAUCUACUCCCUCCAGCAACCUCUCCGUUGCCUCCGAUUUCGAGGAGACUCUGUCUAUAGACGAGGCUCCCGAGGACCACUUCGGCCUGCCGCCCUUCACGGCCGACAAGCUCUACUUGCACCCGCAGAUUCGCCCAGAUGACAACCUGGAGCCUCCGCCGAGUCCUCGCACCGGGGACUCCUACAACGUCUCGCCUGUCGAACACACUAGCUCCGUCAGCACCUCACGGCCAGACAGCCCCCAUCUCAGCGACCAUGCUGAAGAUGACACGGCUAUUGCGACCAAGCCGUCCCGCCAAGUCGACUACCUGUCCCACGAUUGGAGGGAAGAGGACAUUUGGUCAUCGUGGAGGUAUAUAAUAUCAAAAAGAGGAGAAUUCCCCAACAGUGCCAGGCUGGAGAAUGCUUCUUGGAGAACAUGGAUGAAGGCCAAGAACAACCUGAAGACGAUAUCUCCCGAGACACUUAACUGGCUAAAGGACUACGACGUUACUUGGCUCUACGGCCCUCUCCAGUCUGGAAAGCGCAACAUGUCUGCUAACAAGACAGGCCCGUCCAGCGUGUCAUUAUCAAAAUCAAGCUCUCUAGUCAACCUGAACAAGAAGACCAUUCUCAAGAAGAGGAGCAUGUCGGAAAUCAUGCUCCAGAGGUCGCUGUCGAGUGCAUCUCUUCUCAAGCAGGCCGCCGCCGCCGUUCACGCUCAGGAGUACCGGAAAAGCGCAAUGCGGCCUGGCCUCGGGCGGGCACACACAGAUUACGUCUCGCUUUCCUUCUCCUCCAGGCGCAUGAGCCACGAAAACAGCAGCGCCUUCGCUACGUCUACAGAAUCUUCGAGCAUUACGUCACCUUGUCCCGAGCGCAAGCAUAUUCACUUUAACGAACAGGUGGAACAGUGCAUCGCCGUCGACGUCAAGGGCGAAGAUGAUGACGAUGUCGACGUGGACAUGGAUGUCUUUGGUGACGAGAGCGACUCCGACGAUGGGGUCAUGAUGAAGCGGGUCAGGUCAAAACGACGCCCAUUGAUCAAGCAGCGCGCGCAAAAGAAGUCAUAUACUGCCGAGGGCAAGAUCAUCGCCAUGCUCCCGUCUACAACGCUCAAAUACCAGGAAGACAGCCCGGAUUCGCGUGAUUCGGCCAUGAAGCACAGCACUGGCGCCCGCAGCCCCCUUCUAUCCCCAUCAUCCUCUCAGGAGACGCUUCGCCCUUCCAAGCCGUCCGGUGGCUUUUUCUUUGACGAAGACGAGGACGAUCUCGAUGCAGCGAUUCAGGCCCCCAGCGUUGGCUGGCUCUCCCCACCGAAGGACACUGGUGCUGGCGGAUUGCACAGAUCAACAUCGUCAAACAGUCUCCUUGAGGAACCGGCGGGCAUGCGUCGAACGCCGUCGGGCAUGUUCAUGCCAUGCGAUGAACCCGAGACGUCAUCCAGCAGCGAGGGCAUCUUCGGCCGGGUCAUCGAUACCGUCAACACCGCCCGCGACAUUGCCCAUGUCAUUUGGAACGUCGGGUGGCGAAAAUAA
Molecule: messenger RNA, 1743 nt
Organism: Trichoderma citrinoviride
Lineage: Eukaryota; Fungi; Ascomycota; Sordariomycetes; Hypocreales; Hypocreaceae
Exons: 2
Coding region: 1-1743 (580 amino acids)
Biological process (GO): cellular response to glucose starvation; protein catabolic process in the vacuole
Source: RefSeq, a predicted model, not a curated record